This is a messenger RNA of Drosophila guanche, 8991 nucleotides long. RefSeq names its product pneumococcal serine-rich repeat protein (gene Cngl). Lineage: Eukaryota; Metazoa; Arthropoda; Insecta; Diptera; Drosophilidae. The record is from RefSeq and is a predicted model, not a curated record. Gene Ontology annotation, biological process: monoatomic ion transport; transmembrane transport. Gene Ontology annotation, cellular component: membrane. The transcript has 18 exons. The coding region runs from base 412 to 6594 and encodes 2060 amino acids. Gene Ontology annotation, molecular function: monoatomic ion channel activity; protein-containing complex binding.
CAGGAGGAGGAGGAGGAGCACUAAGGGCGGCAAUAAAAAGUUUGCUUUGUUUCUGGGUGUCGACACAUUCUUGCUUUGCUCUCACACUCUCUGGCCAAAAACGCCUACCCUCCUGUUAGCCAGAAAACCCAAAAACGGUGUCGUCCUUGUCAGCCGCCUCUGGGCACUCAAUUAAGCCCAAUUCAACGUAACUUGAAAGCGACUACAGCAACAAUAGCAACAUCAGCAGGAGCACAUCGAGGAACAGCAGCAGCGCCAGCGCCAGUGCCAGCAUUAGAGCAGUGAAGCGACCACGCCCACGCAGCACACACACACAGAAACACAGCAACGUAGCAGGCAACAGCAACACUAACUACAAGUGGCAACGCCCACAGAAGGUGGGGGCGUGUGGGGCAUCGAGUUGAUGCCACAAUGAAACUGAGCGUGAGCGCGUAUCGGGCGCAUGCAUCCGCACACAAGAAGAUCCUCUCCAGCGGCUAUCACUCACAGCUCAAUUACGGCAGCACUGGAGCAGCAGCAUCCUCCUCGUCAUCGGGGGCCACUGCAACGGGCCUAUAUACGAUGGAAACGCACGAGCACGGCGAGCAUGGCACUGGGAAGUUCGUCAAGGAUGUGGCACGCCAGAUUCACGACUGCAAUAGCGAUACGGAUGUCAUCAGUCCAACGGGGACCAGUAGCUCUGGCGGUGGCGGUGGUGCUGCCGGUGGCGCAGCCACAGGCGAAAGCUCUGGAGGCCAUCACAAGCGACACCAUAAGAUGGCCCAUGACGAUGAUAACCACAGUGCGCCGCAUUCCUCGGAUAGCAAGAGUCCCAGUCAGCGAAACAAACCAAAAAUGAAAAACUUUGGAAACUCGUUUAGGAAAUCGCGUAUCGGAGAUGGAGCUUCAGAUCCAGAUUCCGAUUGGACACGAUCGAACCAACGCUGGAUGAAGCUGCGCACCACUGUGCAAAUCUCGUCGGCGAUACAGAAAAAACCACCGCUCAAGCGAGAAGACUCCUUCCUGAAGCGUUUCUCGACUAGACAGAUACCCGAAACACAGGAAACUGUUGAAGAUACGGGUUCAGAAAGUGCCUCUGGUGACGUCGACAAAAGUGUUAAACGAAGACGACGCUAUCUGCAGAAACGACGAUCCGUUGUUAAUCCAGAUGAAAAUUUUUACUUUUAUUGGCUAAUGAUGGUAACUGUAUGUGUUCUAUAUAAUCUAUGGACCCUUAUUGUGAGGCAGAGCUUUCCUGAACUGCAGCAAUCUGUGCCUACCUUUUGGCUCAUCUGCGAUUCGAUGACAGAUGUUGUAUUUAUCUUAGAUAUAAUAGUUCAAUUACGCACAGGCUAUCUCGAGCAGGGCCUAAUGGUAUAUGAUGACAGGAAGCUGGCCUGCCACUACGUUCACUCGCGUGAUUUCAUCUUCGAUAUGAUUGCGCUGAUACCAUUGGAUCUGUUGCAGCUCAAGAUGGGCACCCAUCCGCUUUUGCGUUUUACGCGCUUUUUUAAAGUUUAUCGAUCUGUGAGAUUUUAUUACAUCGUAGAGAGUAGAACAGUUUGGCCAAAUUUAUGGCGCGUUGUUAACCUAAUUCAUAUCCUGUUAAUAUUGGCACAUUGGUUUGGUUGCUUCUAUUUUUUACUCUCCGAAGCGGAGGGUUUCCAGGGUGAUUGGGUGUAUCCCUACAGGCCGGGUGACUAUGCCACUCUAACGCGCAAGUAUCUGGGCAGCCUCUACUGGUCCACCCUGACGCUGACCACCAUCGGGGACCUGCCAACGCCCGAGACGAAUGCAGAACCGAACUUUUCGGUGGACGGCCCAAGAUCAAUACCUAGACGUGGCAUUAAAUCACGACUGCUACAGUUUGGCUCUAGCUAUGGAUAUAUUUUUACGAUCGUUAGUUAUUUGAUUGGUGUUUUUAUCUUUGCGACAAUUGUUGGACAAGUGGGCAAUGUGAUAACGAAUCGGAAUGCGAAUCGACUGGAGUUUGAGCGUCUUCUGGAUGGGGCCAAGACCUACAUGAGGCAUCACAAGGUGCCGGGUGGGAUGAAGCGUCGCGUGCUGCGAUGGUACGACUAUAGCUGGUCGCGGGGGCGGAUACAGGGUGGCGGGGACAUUAACACAGCUUUGGGUCUGCUGCCCGAUAAGCUGAAAACCGAAUUGGCCCUACACGUGAACCUAAGUGUGCUGAAGAAGGUGACCAUAUUUCAAGAGUGCCAGCCUGAGUUUCUGCACGAUCUUGUGCUCAAAAUGAAGGCCUACAUCUUUACGCCGGGCGACUCCAUUUGCCGCAAGGGUGAGGUGGCGCGCGAGAUGUUCAUCAUUGCCGAUGGCAUACUGGAGGUGCUCAGCGAGACGGGCAAGGUGCUGACAACCAUGAAGGCUGGCGAUUUUUUCGGCGAAAUCGGCAUCCUCAAUCUGGACGGGCUGAACAAGCGCACUGCGGACGUUCGUUCCGUGGGCUACUCGGAGCUCUUUUCGCUUUCGCGGGAGGAUGUGCUGGCUGCCAUGAAGGACUAUCCGGAUGCGCAGGAGAUCCUGCAGACGCUCGGCCGCAAGCGGCUCAUGGAGGUGCGUUGCGUGAACAAAAAGUAUGCGAAGGCGGCACUCGAGAAGGAGAACGCGGCCUAUGCGGCGGCCCAUCCGCACCACCAUCAGGCCCAUCACCAGGGACAGGUGCACCAGAGCGAUAGCAGCGAGAAUAGUGCAUCCAAGAAAAUUGUGGAUAAGCUGAAGCACGAUGUGAAGGGCUUUCGUAAUGUGCUGAAGAAGUCCAGAACCUCCCGCAAGAGCGACGAAUCGCUGGAGAUGCAGCCGCUGCACAACACCUCGCCACGCGGCAGCAAGAUUAUGCUGAAGCGCAUGUCCCGCGUGCGCUCCGACGAGAAGGAUGCAGACACAGCCGAGGCGAAGGAUGAGCUACACGACAAGACACCCAGUCCGAUUGGGGCAGGUCUCCCAUUGCUGCAGCGCUUGCGGCUGCUCAAGGAGAAGCAGGAUCGCGAAGAGCGAGCUGUUAAGUCCACACCACCACAGAAAUCUCCACCUCACUCACAUGUAACGUGUACGUUAUCGCCGCAGGAAUCGAUACAGGAAGAGCCCGAACGAGAGUUCAACGAGGGCUUUCCCCUGAUCCAGCGAUUGCAGCAAUUGAAAAUUAAGAACGAGCCGCAAGCGAUCGCCGGUCCUGAUUCCGGCCUCGUAAUGGUCAAGACGCCUCCUAGCAUCAGCAGCAAGAUUGACUUCGGAGGAGCGGCUGCCGCAGCAGCAGGAUUGGGAGCAGGACUCCCCUCGGGCAGUCAGCUGCUGACAGUGGCACAGAUAAAGCCCAUGAUGAAGGUAUCAUUCAAACAGAAGAUCCAGCAGAUGCAGGGCGGUGGGGCAAGUGGAUCCUCGCCUGGUCCCAGUACCGGAGCGAUAGCCAAGAAGGAGCCGCCCAAGUCGCUGCCUCUGAUUGCCAAGCAUGCCACAGCGUUGUCCCUACCACCAGCGAUCGUGGGCGAGGAAGCAGCAACGGGGGGAGUGGGAUUGGGAUUGGGAAUGGGAUCGGGUGGGGGAGUAGGACCUGGCCAAGCCCUGGCCAUAGCCACGAUAUCGAAAAAGGUGACCAAACCGUCGUACAAGCUUAACACGCCAAUGCAAUCCGACACGGACACCGACGGCACGCCCAUCUCCAAGCCCUGGUCCAAGCUGAAGCUGGCGACUCUCAUGUCCUCCAGCUACACCAGCCUCACCAACUGCUCGCCGGAUGACCUGGCCACGCCCCUGAAAAACUACUCGCUGAGCAACAUACCCCAGCAGAUGGAGGCCACCGCCCAGGCCCAGUCCCAGUCCCUGUCCCGUCCGCGUCACCACAGUGCCAGGAGCAGCUCCAGAUCGCCCAGACACGCCCAUGGUCAUGGCCACGGGCACGACUCCACCACCAGCAACACGAGCUCUUCGGCCAGCCAGGCGAGCACCAAGCGGGAAUGCCUGCGCCUACAAAAGCCCGAGCAGCAGCUGCCGGAUGGAGAGCUGGCCGAGCCGCGACGAAAGUUCUACCAGAGCGUGUUCGACCUGUCGCCGGAGUACAAUGGUUUGCCGUUUGUCAAGCGUCUGAAGAUCCUCAACGAGCGCCAGAAACUGGCGGAGCUGGAGAAGGCCCUGCAGACGCGAAGUUUCAGCCUGGACUGCUCCAAGUCCGACCAGGGAGCGAAUCUGCCCAUCACGGAAUCGCUCUACCGAUGCUACAGCGACACCUCCGGUAUCUACUCACAGUUUCUCAGUGCCUACGAGUCCACCACCAGUUCAACAUCGAUAUCCACCAAUACAUCCGCGUCUGCAUCGGCAUCGGCCUCUGCAUCAGCAUCAGCAUCGGACACCGGAAACUCCCGGCACGGACAGAUGCAAUAUGUGCCGCUGCCCCUCAGCCCAGAAUCGAAUGAAACCGUCGAACGACGCAAGCUGAAGAGCAUACUCAAGAAGCUGCAGAAGGGCGGUGCCAAUGGAGGAAGCGGUGGCAACGGCAACGGCAACGGCAAUGGAAGCGGCGGAGUUGAUGCCCAAGACGAGGCGACUGCCACAGCCACAGCCACGACGCACGCACACGCGUCGUCGAGGGGGCUGCUGGCGGAGCCGACCUUGGAAGGGUACGUGGCUAGGCACAGUAAGCUCUUGAAGAGUGUAACCUUCCAUUCAACUCUUUCCAGCCCGCCCGCCAGUGCCAAAGAGGAAGGUCAGUUCGCUGCCUUUGGCGGCGCUACCGGCGUGGCUCAUUCGCACGCGAUCGCGAUUAGUCCGAGUAACGGUAACGCAAACGGUAAAGCUAACGGUAACGGUAAAAGCUCGUCCAAUGCUAGCGGUAACGGGAUGGGUAGCGCACCUUUCACUACCAAUCCAACGUAUCCGUUUCCGAUCGCGGUUCCACUUCCUCUUCCGGCUACGGAGACACGCAUCUGGUCGCCGACGUUGACAUUGAAUUCCCCUCAAGAGAGUUUCGCGCUCGAGCUGCAGUCUCAGAGUAAAUCUCAAGUGCAGCCCCAGCUCCAGUUUCCGCCUCCACCUGCAGCUGAGGGCAGUGAUGGCAGCGCCAUUGGAGCAACGGCUUCAUCAUCAUUAUCAUCAUCCUUAUCAGCAGCAGCAGCAGCUGGAGCAGCAGAAGCAUCGACAUCAUAUGUUGUCGAAUGCUCAUCUUCGUCGGUGUCAUCGAAAUCGAAUCAGAUACUCUCACAGAAUACCGAAUUUCAUGCUCAAUCCACAACAUCCACAGAUUUGAAUUUGAAUUUGCAGCUCAGACAGAACACCACCACCUCGAACACAAACAAUGUGCUGGCUGGUGGCAGCCAGGGGCUUCGGCCCGAAGGAUUUCCAGAAGCGCAAGACUACUUCAAUCAGAUACUCAGCGGCAUCAAUCACGUAAUCAAGACGCACAUGAAUGAGAUGCACUCGAAAUUCGAGACGCAAUUCUCGAGCAUGGCCGGGGAGGUGCACCGUCGCGAUGCCAUCAUUGCCCAGCUCCAGAUGAAGCUGCGAUCCAUCGAGCAGAAGUCUUCUUCAGCAGCCUCAUCCUCGGCUGCAGUCCCAUCCUCAGCCCUGGCCAUAGCCCGCCGGCAGAAGCGGGAGAAGCUCUCACAGCUCUCGGUGGACGACGAUGAGCCAGCGGAGGAGGACAACAGUAGUUCGGGCUCCUCCGCAGAGCUUCUCUUUAUGCGCGGCGACUCUCUGGACACGGUGUUUACCUCUUCGCCACCCAUUCAGGGCGGGCGACGCAGUAUAUCGCCUCACCCAGGUCCGAGUCGGCAUCAUGCCGCUUCGGCCAACGCUCUCAACUGUCCCAGCAACUACUACAGCGGGCCGGGCACGCUGAGUACGCGGCAUGCGCAAAGCCAUCCAAGCUUCUAUACGGGGCAGGGGAAUGGACGCAGCAGCAGCAGGGGAUAUCGCGAGUGGAGCGGAGCCGCUGGCGAUGGCAGAUUCAGUGGGGCGGACGGUAGCGUGCCCAGCGGCGUGGUGGUGUCGGACGUGACGGGCAACCUCACACGGCUCUCGGAUAGCGUGAUCCUGGACAUUGGUGAGAGCUCCAGCUCGAGCUCCUCGUCGAGUAAGCUGAACAUUGCGGAAGAGGAGGAUGACGAGGAUGAAGAGGAAGCGGAAGCGGAAGCGGAAGCGGAAGCGGAAGCAGAGGCCGAGGCGGAUGAAGAACUCACCGCCAGUGGGCCCGGCAAUAACGAUUGGGAGGUGCGAAUGCUGGCCGCCGAGAUGGAGCGGCAGGAGCGCAAGCGCGGACACUCACUAUCCGACAAUCUUGGCGAUCUGAAGCACUGCAGCACGUUCCUGAGGCGCCGCCGCAAAUUCAGUGACACCGAAACGGAGUUCAGUGAAACGGACAUGGACGAGCAGUUGGCCCGAGGCUCAGGCUCCGGCUCAGGACACGGCACCAGCACCGGCCCCGUCGGUGGCGUAACUGGUGAGGCGCCUGCAGCAGGAGCUGGGUCCACAUCCAGCGGCAGCGGCACCCAAAGUGGCAACCAGCGGCCGAGGGCUUCCAGUCUGGACCAGUUCAACCUGCGCUACGGCAUCGGGCGUGGCAUCUUCAAAGCAAUGAGCAUCGAUCGUGAUAAAGACAAGCUUUGAGAACUAUAACCGCAACCAAAUAUCGCCCAAUCCCUUAAACAGAGAACACCUUCCGUGUCCAACCCGACAGCAGAAACAGCACUGGACGAGGGCAACAACCAAUAAGCAAUUCGGACAGUAUUACAAUGGUACAACAACUAAGUAUAUAUAUAGACCCCAAGUAUAUAUAUACACUUUGAUAUACAAACCAAAGAGGACAUAUAGAUCUAUAUUCUAUAUUGUAUGUUUAGCCCUAACGACGAACCCCCCAAAAUGGCAAACCAAAGAGGAAAGAAAACCCAAAUAUAGUAUAUAUAUACAUGCAUACAUAUAAAGUAAAACAUUCAAAUGGGAUAUAAAUAUUUCAAGGUAGAUUUAAGCAAAGAAAAACAACUACAACUAAACCAAGAACAAGAACAACACACAAGAUAGUCAGAGAGUUCUCUCCACCAAUGUUCCAGAGGCAGCUGCAUUUUGGUUUUGCUUUCGAUUCUAGCUUAAACGAAACCCCACGGGAGUCUAUAUCUCAAUGAUCUCAGUAUAACUCUUAGAGAAACCAAAGCUCGUGGGAUUGUUUGAUUCGAUUUGCCAUCUUUAGUCUUUCUCUUCUUGCCUUUCUUGCUUCAUUUUGAUAGGACUUAGAUUAAUAGGUACUACAUAUAUAUAUUUAAUGUAUAGAUGUUUGAAUGAAUGAUUGAUGGAAGAUUGUUGAAUGAGUGCACGAGAUGAUAUAAUUCCCACAUUAAACCGUCCUGAAAAAACGUCCAUGCCAUCACGCGCAUGUUUGUUCAGCGUUUGUAUCUACAGAUAACUGAAUCUUAGACUUUACCAGUCUAUCACUGUAUGGGUGUACUACCAAGAUCGUUUUCAUUUAUCCUUUCUGGAACAUUGACGCGGCCGGAGGGCUCUCUUUCUGUCUCUAUAAAAAUGUAUAUACCUCUUAUUGUUAGAGACUAUGGAACAUACAUAUAUUUUAAGUACAUAUAUAUAUACACAGAAAUAUGCAUAGUUAUAUACAGACAUAUAUAUAGAGACAUAUAUAUAUAUAUAUAUGUAUGAACUAGUCUAAUGAAAACCGAAAGCUUUAAUAACUUAUAUAGAAAACUAUUUAAGAAACGUUUUAAAUACUAAUCGAUUCGGACAAAUGUUUUGAAAUAGAACAGGCAACCAUUUCUGAACACACACAUGCCUAAGACAUGCAUACAGCAUACAGACAUACAAACACACACACACACACACACACACAUAAACAUACACACAAACACAAACACACAUAUAUAUAUAUAAAUAUAUAGAGCUUAUAAUAUGCAUAGAUUAGCGAUUUACUUGUUGAAACAAAAGCCCCUCAGUUUGAGCUGUUAAGCCUAUCUAAGCGUUAGUCAAAACCUAUCUAACUAAAACAUAGACUAGAUGCCUAGUCCCCAAAAACUAUGCGAAUUUUACCACCACCCCCACCAAACCCUCUCCUUCGGUUUCGUUUGCCUUACCUCACGCUUGUCACCCGUUCCCGUUUCGUGCUCAAUCCAUUCAUCAUACACGAUCCCCCUUGAGAACUAUUUCGAUAUAAGAAUGGCAAACUCUAACACUUAAGUAGCUUAGUGCAGUUCUAGAUCAAUUUCGCCAACGAAACCGAAACUCAAGCCGUAAGCCUAAAGCUCUUUCUAUUUAUACUCUAAGCGGAAAAUCACACCAUAAGCAAAUCUAAACAAAGGAACCGAUAGUUGGGUUUCGUUUUGUUAACAAGUUGUGUUACUAUUUUUUGUUUUUGGUUAACCCAUCGAUCUACUUGUUGCUCUAACCUAAUGCUAAACUAAAGAACACUAACCGAGACAGUUGCAGUUGCAGUUGAAGGUCCUAGACUCAGUCCAAGCCAGUCACUCUACUCAGAGUAGCCAGCAAAAGUAUAUUCAGUAGAGAAGUUAACCCUAACAGCAGGCACCAAUAGAGCGUUACGUAGCGACAACUAACUUAGCAGCAAAAAGCCCAAACACGACGUAACUGUACUCACACAAUCUGUUCCCGAACUUAUCGCUAUCGCAAUCGCAAAAUCGCCAUGGCUGAAUGCUAUCGAUAACAUCGAUAGAUUUCUUAUUGUAAUUAGCGCACUAAGGCACACACACACACACGCACGCGCUCACACAGAUACACUAUCCAGACACGCACACGAACACACAAGCACACACAUGCAUACUCAAGACAUGCGUACUUCAACGAAAAACUAACUAUACGGAUACUUUAUCUACUUAUCUACUAUCUGUAGUUAGCCACAAAGCAAACACAAAACUGAAAUUCAAGGAACAAAUACUCACAAAAAUGGGUUCAAUAUAACAAAACAAAACAAAACAAAACAACAAGAACAACUAAAUGGGUCACAGCCAGCUAAGCAGUCCAACUUAAUCUAAUAAGACCAGCACAACA